CUGAUUGUUCAGUAGAAGGUGGACUGGUGUGUGUCAACAAUGAACAAAAACCAGGUUCUCGAUGUCUUGACUAUGAAAUUAGAUUUCUCUGCCCAAAGUAUACCCCAACAGCGUCCUGGUCUUCAUGGAUAGACAGAGACGACCCAAGUGGCACUGGUGACCGGGAGGAUAGAGAGAACCUCGAAAAGGGACUGGGUGCGAGCAUGCCAUGCCAGAACCCAGAAGCAAUAGAAUGCAGGACAGUACGAACCCAUAUUCCUGCUUCGUCAACUGGUCAGGUGUUUAAAGCAUCUGCUGAUUGUUCAGUAGAAGGUGGGCUGGUGUGUGUCAAGAAUGAACAGAAACUAGGUUCUCGAUGUCUAGACUAUGAAAUUAGAUUCCUCUGUCCAAAGAAUACCCCAA
Owenia fusiformis is the source of this 402-nucleotide messenger RNA. NCBI's taxonomy places the organism in Eukaryota, Metazoa, Annelida, Polychaeta, Sabellida, Oweniidae. The record is from the annotation of a GenBank genome assembly.